Molecule: messenger RNA, 1748 nt
Organism: Pogonomyrmex barbatus (red harvester ant)
Lineage: Eukaryota; Metazoa; Arthropoda; Insecta; Hymenoptera; Formicidae
Gene: Snx1
Product: sorting nexin 1
Biological process (GO): early endosome to Golgi transport
Cellular component (GO): endosome; endosome membrane
Molecular function (GO): phosphatidylinositol binding
Source: RefSeq, a predicted model, not a curated record
AUGCCGCGGUGCUACAAGAGCGACCUGUUUGAACAGAGCCAAUUGGAGGAUAUUUCGCCUUACAAUGGAAUAUCUAAAGUUCAGGCAGAACUGCCGAAACUAUCCUUGCGUGAUGCACCAGAGGAGAAUUCAUUCUCUUCUAUGUCCAGUCCAGCUCCAGGUCCCUUAAGUCCUCCGCUAGGACCAAUGAAUACAGAUAUCGGAGAUCUUCAUGAUGUUCCUAUCAAUGACAACGCAGACACUCUGUCUACAAAUAUCAUUCACUCUCGAUCUCUAGAAGAGGUCCCAACAGAUACAUCUGAAGUUUUCUUGAAGAUUACUGUCACUUCACCUCAAAAAAUAGGUGAUGGAAUGGGAGCCUACGUUGCAUACAAAGUUGAAACGAGAACGAAUAUGCUUAUCUUUAAGAAAAGGAACUUUAGCGUAAUUAGGCGGUUUAGUGAUUUUCUAGGUCUUCACGAUAAAUUAACAGAGAAAUAUCUUAGAAAUGGCAGGAUAAUUCCACCAGCUCCAGAAAAAAGUGUCAUUGGAACUACAAAGAUAAAAAUGUCCGGGGAUAAGAGUCAAGAACAAAAUUCGAGUUCCACUGAAUUUAUUGAACGACGCAGAGCAGCUCUUGAGAGGUAUUUGAAUAGAACUGCUGCACAUCCAGUUUUGAGCAUUGAUCCUGAUUUCAGAGAAUUUUUAGAAGCUGAUAUAGAAUUGCCUAAGGCCACUAAUACAUCUGCAUUGAGUGGUAAAGGAGUAAUGCGGCUUUUCAACAAAGUUGGGGAAACUGUUAAUAAGAUAACAUAUAAAAUGGACGAGAGUGAUAUGGAAGGUAAGUGGUUCGAAGAAAAAACAUCGCAAAUAGAUUCUCUUGAUAUUCAGUUACGCGCGUUGCAUUCCGCGGUCGAUUGUUUAACAAAUCAAAGAAGGGAAUUAGCAAAUUACACUGGUGCUACGGCGAAAUCGAUUGCCGUUCUUGGCCAUGGCGAACCUGGAGCAUCUCUUGGAAGAGCAUUAGCACAACUGGCCGAAACACUGGAAAAAGUGGAAGUAAUCAGGAAAACGCAAAGUAACAGUGAUCUUUAUCAAUUUGGGGAAAUGUUAAGGGAUUACGUUGCGCUCAUUGGUGCAAUUAAAGAUGUUUUUCAUGAAAGAGUGAAAGUUUUUCAAAACUGGCAGCAUGCUCAAUUGAUGUUGAACAAGAAACGCGAGCAAAAAGCGCGACUCGAGCAAUCGGGUCGCACGGACAAAACAAGUCAAGCAGCUACCGAGGUCAUAGAAUGGGAGGCGAAGGUAGACAGAGGUCAAGAAGAAUUCGAUAAUAUUUCGAAAAUGAUAAAGGAAGAGAUCGAACGUUUCGAAUUAGUUAGAGUACAAGAUUUCAAGAAACAGUUAAUUGAAUAUCUGGAAUCAAUGCUGCAACACCAAAAUCAACUCAUCAAGUAUUGGGAGAGCUUUUUGCCAGAAGCACGAGCAGUGGCGUAAACAUUCCAUAUGUUAAAGAAAACCGAUAGUACGAUAAUAAGGCCGAUAUCUACCGUGUAACGUGAAAGAAAUAACUUCUGUGACGUUCGUCAAAGUAAGUUUCAGUAUCAAUGAUUCGUUCAGUAUCAUUGUUCGUAUUAAAAGAAUUGUCAGCUUUGUUGUAUAUUCGAAGUAAAAAAGAAAUAAACAUGCAUUUGGGCAUAUUGCUAAUUCAUUAAAAAUUUUUUAUGUAUGAUGAAAGGAAAGAAUAUAUCCUAAGACGGACGUGACUAGAA